AUGCCAGAAAUCAUAAAGACAAAUUUAACCAAUGGAAAUGGGGUUCAAAAACAACGUUCCACAAGCUUUAACGAAGAAGAAAACAAGAUUUCCUAUGAAUCCCUCCAAGAAACUUCAAAAUACCUGACUGAUAGAGUGAAAUUCACUCCUAAAAUUGGAAUUAUCUGUGGCUCCGGGAUGGGUGGGUAUUGGAAAGCAGGCUCGUUAGCAGAUGCCCUUGAGGAUAAAAUAGAAUUUCCAUAUGAAGACAUUCCUCAUUUUCCCAGAAGCACAGUCGAGGGACAUGUGGGAAAGCUUGUGUUCGGACAUUUGUCAGGAGUACCCAUUGUCUGCAUGCAGGGUCGCUUCCAUUAUUACGAGGGAUAUCCUUUGUGGAAAUGUGCCAUGCCCGUGCGUGUCAUGAAGCUCAUCGGAGUCGACUACCUCAUAGCUACAAAUGCUGCGGGAGGUCUAAAUCCAACUUACAACAUCGGCGACAUUAUGCUAGUCAAGGACCACAUUAACCUUAUGGGAUUCGCAGGCAACAAUCCUCUCCAGGGGCCGAACGACGACAGGUUUGGAAUACGUUUCCCACCUAUGAAUCAAGCCUACGACAGACAACUUAUGAAGGACGCACUACAAGUUGCCAAGGAUAUGGGAAUUUCCGAUAUAGUGCACGAAGGAGUCUACACUUGUCUAGGAGGUCCCAACUUUGAAACCGUCGCUGAGCUUAAAAUGCUCAAGAUGUUAGGUGUUGAUGCUGUAGGCAUGUCAACAGUGCACGAAGUGAUCACCGCUAGACAUUGCCAAAUGACUGUAUUUACCUUUAGUUUGAUCACUAAUUGUUGCGUGACUGAUUAUGACACCUACGAAUUGCCUAAUCAUGAAGAAGUUAUGGAUGUAGGCAAAAUGAGACAAGGAAUCUUAAAAGACUUUGUUAAAACCGUGGUUUUAAAUAUUUCCAAAAAAUAUGUUAAAUAA
Brassicogethes aeneus is the source of this 960-nucleotide messenger RNA. The record is from the annotation of a GenBank genome assembly. NCBI's taxonomy places the organism in Eukaryota, Metazoa, Arthropoda, Insecta, Coleoptera, Nitidulidae.